Carassius carassius (crucian carp) is the source of this 1522-nucleotide messenger RNA. RefSeq names its product CMP-N-acetylneuraminate-beta-galactosamide-alpha-2,3-sialyltransferase 1-like. The record is from RefSeq and is a predicted model, not a curated record. The coding region runs from base 114 to 1124 and encodes 336 amino acids. The transcript has 7 exons. Gene Ontology annotation, molecular function: beta-galactoside (CMP) alpha-2,3-sialyltransferase activity. NCBI's taxonomy places the organism in Eukaryota, Metazoa, Chordata, Actinopteri, Cypriniformes, Cyprinidae.
GCAGUCUUCCGCAUUGAUCGGUCUAAUAAACCAAGCUUCGACGCAGCGCCAAUAUGUCGAGGAGUCUGUGAAAUACAUCUGACGUUACAAGGAUCUUUCCAAAGUAAGUCAGUAUGAGAACAAAAACCUCCAACAACACUGAAGUAAGGAUGGUGGUUUUACAACUGCGACAUCAGCGCUACAUUACUGCACUCCUGAGCUCCACUACCAUCUUGUUACUUCUAUACUUUGAAAACUCUCUGUUGGUUUUCACCUACGGUUCUCACAGUUUCAUCUCCAAGAAAGUUCAGUGUGAGUGCAGUAUUUGUGUGACAGACCGAAGAAAUAGUAACUGGUUCAGUAAGCGAUACGAUCCCAACAUUCCAGUCCUGCUCAACCGCACCAACAGUGUGUUACGUGCAAACGUCUCCAGGUGGUGGAUGGAGCUACAAUCAAAUGCCGGCAACUACACAGAGGUGGUGGAUCAGUUGUUUCCUCUCUUCCCUGAUAAAGAGCACUACUCAGACACCGGUCCAGACCGCUGCAGAACCUGUGCUGUGGUGGGCAACUCUGGGAACCUGCUGGGAUCAAAGUAUGGGCCUCUCAUAGAUUUCCAUGACUUUGUCAUAAGGAUGAAUAAAGGCCCGACAGAAGGUUAUGAGAAGGAUGUAGGGUCAAAGACGACUCACCGGAUUGUGUAUCCCGAGAGCGCCAUGGACUUAGACAACUCCACCCAUCUAGUGCUUCUUCCCUUUAAGAUUCUGGACAUUCAGUGGCUCAUCAGUGCCUUCACCACUAAAAACAUCACACAAACAUACACCAACGUGCCAUCUACAAUCAAUGCAAAUAAGGACAAGGUGAUGAUCCUCCACCCAGGAUUCAUAAGAUAUGUCUAUGAUAACUGGACAGGAGGGCAAGGCUUAUAUCCAUCCACUGGUUUCUUAACACUGAUAUUCGCUCUUCACAUCUGUGACGAGGUGAGUGUGUUUGGGUUUGGAGCUACGAGUGAUGGAAUCUGGCAUCAUUAUUUUGAACAAACAUUGACUUCAUUUGAGAUCGGCGUUCAUGCUGGAAAAUUUGAAAAUGAAACGAUCUAUCGGCUCCAACAGGAAAACAAGAUUUUGAUGCACAAAGGUUGGACAUGAAACGGAAAGGCAGAAUCACUCCCUUAGUACAGUACAAUACUGCAUUGCAAAAUCUAAUAUUGAAUUUCGCAGAUGUGUAGCAAAGACUUUCAGCUGAGAUUCCUACUGAGAGAUCAACAUUUCAUUUCAGCUUUCUCACGAGGCACCAAAUCAAAAGAUGCCAGAGACUGCUUCAUUGUUUCUUUUGUUGAGCCUGUCAGGAAGUUCAAACACCAUGGGAGAUCUUUUCUGGGUUAUCAAUCCAUGACAAUUUUCACUAGAGAGUAAAUGGUAUUUUACCCAGAUGUUGGACUAAUAAUUAGUAUUAAAAUGUUAAGUGUGUUUGUGUUUUAGCUAUAUGUUGUGUUUAUGGUUCUGAUUACAUGCUAUUCACUUAAUUAUUAAAUAAUAAAUUAUUU